Alternaria rosae is the source of this 3120-nucleotide messenger RNA. RefSeq names its product ATP-utilizing chromatin assembly and remodelling N-terminal-domain-containing protein. Lineage: Eukaryota; Fungi; Ascomycota; Dothideomycetes; Pleosporales; Pleosporaceae. The record is from RefSeq and is a predicted model, not a curated record. The transcript is spliced from 7 exons. Bases 343 to 3120 code for a protein of 925 amino acids.
UAAUCCUCUCCACCCUACCUCACAACUUCCCGACUACCACGCUCUUACCAUCCACGAACCCACCAACACGUCGCCUGGACGCGCUCUCGGAACUGAUCGACGCGUCUCGGAACGCUACUCGGACCACCGAAGACUGCGACGACGAUUUCGAAACACCUUUCCUGGCGCGUAGAGACAGACAAUUGAUCAACUGCCUACAGAGGGGCCAUUGCCCCCACCUCUUACCGCGAAUUACCUCGAGCAGAGGUAAUCGGCGCGCUUCGAUUGUCGCGACACUUCCGAAGUUUGCGACGCGGUACCGUGGACGUCGAACGGGCUACAUGAGCUAGGGAUCAAACCACCAUGGUUCUCUACAAGCGUAAACCCGUCAAGUUCGAACCCCUGCCGAAGAACCUCGACGACAGCACUGAGGUGUGGCAUAUCGAACAGACUGGAGAGGUCUUCACAGACUAUGAGCGGUUCCUUGAGAGAUACGACUUCUAUCAACAGCGGAGCUUCACUUGCCAGGCGACUGGUCAUUCAGGCUAUACCUAUUUCGAGGCCCAGGAGAGCGAGGUAGGCUCCACGUCAAUACUCGUCAAGGCCGAUGAAGAGGUAACAUCCGUGCAGACGGAAGCUUCCAAAGAGAUCAACAGCAUCUUCCCGGAUGGCUUAAGGUCUCCUGUCCUUCACUAUGUCCAGUUUCAAGACCACCAUCGGAUGGAUGACCUAGUGAAUGAUGUCUACGAUCACUUCAAGGAGCACUUCAUGUUGAAUGAUCGGGUUUCCGUUGAAGGCGACCACUCGCGCCGCUUCGGCAAGAUUACUGAGAUCACGGACAGCAGCCGACUACACAGCAUGUUCAGUGGUCAGUCCAUGGACGAUAACAUUCGGACUUACACCUACGUCAUCACUAUGGAAGACAGCGGUGAAACCGUCACCAAAUACAAAGCCUCAGAACUCCAGCGCGAUCGAAAGACCUAUUCCAAGCUCAUACUGAAAGCUUUCCUUCGCAAUGCCCUUAAGCGUGAGUCAUGGAUUGGUGCGCCAUGGAUGGUCAAAGACAGCUUGGCAAAGCGAUACGACAUACCCACUAAGCUUCCUGACAAGAAGACCCGGGAGGCUAUUUUAGCUGCUAAGAGGGCUACCACUGGCGUACCGAACGGUCCUCAACAAGCACCUCCACCGCCCCGUACUAUUGAGUAUGUCAAAUACCCAUGCGAGGACCUAGAGAUCAAGCAACCUCGUCUACAGGUCAACCGACCACCAUUGAAGUUCUUCUCCGACGACGUUCCCGAAGGAGUCGAGCCGCCGGCUGACGAUAAAAAGACCGGCAUCUUGAUGAAGAGUAUUGGCCCGUUACUCUGUAUCUGGGAGACUCUCAACGUUCACGAUACCAUCUACAUGCUAGACUCUUUCACCUUCGAUGACUUUGUCGACGCUAUGCGGUUCUCACAUGAGACAGUCGAGUGUGAGUUGUUUGUAGAGAUGCACUGUGCAAUCCUGAAGCAGAUUAUCAAUGAUUCGGGGAAGAUCCAGACGUCCCUACCUAACAUGGCCGACAGCGAGGAUUCAUCAGACGAAGAUUCGAGCGAGGAGUCAACGCCCACGCCCGAGCCCGAGCCGCCUGUUCGAACUACUCGUAGUAGUUUGAGGAAGUCGGGUGCAGCCCAACUUGUUGCAAAACCACGUACACCUACGCCUGAGCCUCCGAAGGAACUCCAUAAGGCCGAGGAAUUCGAUAACGAAUUCGACUGGGUCGAGCAGUGCAAGACUCGCAACUUUGCGGACGGUGGAUGGCAGGCAGUCAUUGUCGCACUCCUCUAUCGCCUUUCCUUUGAUCCCGCGCGGAAGGAAGCCUGUGACGAAAUCCUUACUGAGCUUGUCCCUCCUGAUGAAGAACCUACCAUCACCACCAUUGCCACCAACUACGCGAAGCUCGAUGUUAACCUCCGCAUCUCUGCGCUCGAGAUGAUUCUGAAUCUCACUAUUGUCACUGAGAAUUUCCGCGAUCAGCUGGUCGCUGCCGCCCAGGAAAUGACUCGCUUGCGCAAGGAAAAGAUUGAGUACCAGCGCAAACGCAAAGAGCUGGCUGAUGAACUUUUCAAGCUGGAUUUGGAGCGUAAGAUCCACCUUCCUGCCAACACGCCGGCGUCGCCUACGGAUGCCAAGAUGAACGAGGAUGUGGAUACAUCCAUGACGAGCAUUAACGAUGGAUCCAAGGAACCUGCCGAAGCCGAAGCAAACGGUGGCAACGAUGCACCUACUUCCAAGGGCAGAACCCGUCCGGCGAACAAGAACAAGCGCAAGGCGGCUGCUGAAGAAGCUCGGAAGGAGAAGGCGAAGAAGGCCAAGGCAGAUGCUGAGAAGACCAAGAAGCAGAAGGAAUGGGAGAAACUGCUACAGGCGAUUGAGAAGAAGAAGGACGAGCUCAAGGAGUGCGAGGACAACAUCAGCGAGCUUGACGAUGAUCUGCGCGAAACUCUUGUGCAUCGUAGCAAGAUCCUUGGCAAGGAUCGAUUCUUGAACAAGUACUACUGGUUCGAGCACAAUGGUAUGCCGUUCGGCGGUGUUCCUAAUAGCUCUACCGCCGAGUAUGGGUACGCCAACGGGCGAAUUUGGGUACAGGGACCGAGCGAGUAUGAACUUGGUCCAAACUUGGAGGAGCCUGCCCUCUCUCAAGAUAUGCAGCGCUUUGGCUACACUAUCCCGCAGCGUAAAGAACGAGAAGAAGGCCCGACGCACCUGUCCAACUCGAAUCAGUGGGCGUUUUACGACGACCCGGAGGACAUUGACAAGCUACUUGCGUGGCUCGAUGAGCGCGGCCAUCGAGAACGUGUUCUGCGUAAGGAGCUACAAGCGUUCCGUGACCGUAUCGCCGAAUACAUGCUUAAGAUGCGAAAGCAUCUGGAGGACUCCAACAAGCCCCAGGAAGAGGACGAUGAUGACAACAAGACAAGAGUGUCGACGCGAAACAAGACCCAUGUCGACAAGGACACCCCCAAGGAUCGCUGCUUGCUCUGGACCAACAGCAUCAUGCGUGAGGAGUUCGGCCACAACCACAUCGAAGAGUACGAACCGCCAAAGAAGGGUAAGGCGAAGCCUGUCAAGGCAUUCAAGGCCAAGGGCCGAGGCCGUUAA